UUCUCAGCUACUUCCUGUCUCAUUGACAGACGAGCCCCACACAGAGGAAACCAGACCCACUGGCUCUUCAUAGAAUCAGCGCCACGAUGACGGACUGACUGAUCCGCUGCCUCGUCCAGAUGUCGAACUCUGGAGCAUGAAUGAAGCAGGUCCAGAAACAGAACGUGCGUCCAUGUCUGCAGAGACAGCCCCCCGCAUCACCUCGUCGGCUGUGGUCCAGUUCCAACUGGGGCUGUUCAGGGACAUGGUUCGAGUCCCGCCCGGAAACCUGAGCUACCGCCACGCUCGCAGACUGGCGGCCGAAGUCAUAGAGAGGAAGGCUCCAGACUGCAGCGUGGUGGGCCCCGGUGAGAAGAUCCUGCUGUUCAGACAUCGACCCGCCUCUGAGCAGCUGCUGCAGCGGCUUACAGACGAGGACGAGCUGCAGGACGGAGACCUCAUCGAGAUCAUUGUUGCAGGAUCGGCUUCUGUGGCUGAGAUGAGGAUGCGUCCUCACUGCCUGGUGGUCCAGUCGUACCGGACCCCCACCUUCUGUCACCACUGUGGGGAGAUGCUGUGGGGCCUCGUGCGACAGGGAUUGAAAUGUGAAGGCUGUGGUUUAGACUUUCACAAACGUUGUGCCUUCCUGUUACCCAAUGACUGCAGUCGAGUUCGACGGCAAGUCAGCACCAGCUUAUCCUUGUUUCCGCCACGUAGACCACGUACGCAUUCGCUGUCCAGUCAGGCUGGAGGCAGUCUGGAGGAGAUCAGCUUGUCGAAGCCCUCAUCCAGGCCUCCGUCGUGGAACGAGCCACCUGUCUGGCUUGGGGACAAGAGCCGCCCUCAGGUCCCCCACACCUUCCACAUCCACAGCUACACCAAACCCACAGUCUGCCAGUACUGCCACCGGCUGCUCAAAGGGCUCUUCAGACAGGGGCUGCAGUGCUCAGACUGCAGGUUUAACUGCCACCGGCGCUGCGAGCCGCUCGUCCCCAGAGACUGUCCAGGAGAGAAGAAGGCAUUCAAUGGGGGUGCGGCCGACCAUAGCUGCCCACCAGAUCCUGAGGACGCUGAGUCCGAGCUCACCAGCCCAACACUAGACACCUCAGAGGACGAGAUGUCCUCCGAUGGAGACUCUCUGCCUGAGAUAGUGGAAGAGGAGCAGCUGAGAGAGCCCAUGAGUCCCUGUUUCAGCAGCAAUAUUCCCCUGAUGAGGCUUGUCCAGUCGGCGCAUCACACUAAGAGGAGAGGAGGAGGAGUCCUGAGAGAAGGCUGGCUGCUGCACAACACCAACACAGACACUCUGAGGAAACGGCAUUACUGGAUCCUGGACUGGAAAACAAUCACUUUGUACCAGAAUGAGAGCAGCACCAAGUAUUACAAGGAGAUCCCUCUGUCUGAGGUGCUGCAGGUGCGUGGCCCCGCCCGGCUCUCCGUGCCCUCGCUGCCAGGCACCGAUAGCCACUCCUUUGAACUGGUCACGGCCUCUCUGGUGUUUUGCGUGCAGGCUGGGGAUGAGGGCGUGGCCUGGGAGAGCUCCAUCUACCAGGCUCUGAUGCCCUUGCAGAGCAGUACGGGACAAGCCGAACAACAACAGGAUAGAGAUCUGCAAAGAGACAACGUGGACAUCAGCUCAGUGUACCAGAUCUUUACGGAUGAAGUCCUCGGGUCGGGGCAGUUUGGAGUGGUGUACAAAGGUACUCACAGGAAGUUGGGCCGGUCAGUCGCCAUCAAAGUCAUCGACAAGACGCGCUUCCCGACCCAACAGGAGAGACAGCUGAGGAACGAGGUGGCCAUCCUGCAGAAUCUCUCCCACCCUGGAGUGGUGGUGCUGGAGGCGAUGUUUGAAACCUGCAGGCAUGUUUUCGUGGUCAUGGAGAAGCUCCAUGGAGACAUGCUGGAGAUGAUCCUGUCCAGCGAGAAGGGCCGGCUCCCUGAACGCAUCACUCGCUUCCUGGUCAUACAGAUUCUCGAGGCUUUGCGGUAUCUCCACCUGAAACACGUGGCCCACUGCGACCUGAAGCCGGAAAAUGUCCUGCUGGUCUCUGCCGACCCUUUCCCUCAGGUGAAGCUGUGCGACUUCGGUUUCGCACGCAUCAUAGGUGAGAAGUCAUUCCGGCGCUCGGUGGUGGGAACCCCGGCCUACCUGGCCCCCGAGGUGAUCAGCAGCAGCGGCUAUAACCGCUCCCUGGACAUGUGGUCCGUGGGCGUCAUCAUGUAUGUGAGCCUGAGCGGGACCUUCCCCUUCAAUGAAGACGAGGACAUCCGACAGCAGAUCACCAACGCUGCUUUCAUGUACCCCCGCCAGCCCUGGUCCACCAUCUCUCUGGAAGCUGUGAGCCUCAUCAGCAACCUGCUGCAGGUGGCAGUGAGACGCAGGUUCACCGUGGGCAAAGCUCUGGGACACUCCUGGCUGCAGAACUUCCAGCUGUGGUGUGACCUUAGGGAGUUCGAGCUGAGGAUGGGCUCCAGGUAUCUGACACAUAAAGGAGACGAGGAGCACUGGAGGAGCUACGCUGAGCAGAGGGGGCUGAGCUUCCCUUCACAUUUCUGCUGGGACCCCGACAAUGAAAUGGAAAUUUGA
Messenger RNA from Cyprinodon tularosa, 2563 nucleotides. RefSeq names its product protein kinase D4 (gene prkd4). The record is from RefSeq and is a predicted model, not a curated record. Gene Ontology annotation, biological process: protein phosphorylation. NCBI's taxonomy places the organism in Eukaryota, Metazoa, Chordata, Actinopteri, Cyprinodontiformes, Cyprinodontidae. The transcript is spliced from 18 exons. Gene Ontology annotation, molecular function: ATP binding; protein serine/threonine kinase activity. The coding region runs from base 137 to 2563 and encodes 808 amino acids.